AUGCCGCCAUCUGCCGUUGACUUGCCUCAUCUCAAGACAUACAAUGCCAUCUUGGACCGCUACACCUUGGAAAAGGUUUCAACGGAAAAAGGUACGGCGCGCAAGACCGUCCAGAUGGUCUGUUCCUUGCCCGCAGGCGUACACAGGCCUCAGGCCAUGGGGUGGAGGAGGGACCUUGAAGCAAGUGAUGGGAGACUUGUAAACACCGGCAUCCCAAGUCUACCUUACCGCGAACCGUUUCCUAUCAAGUCGACCAAGGAAGACCCUUUGAUCUCGCAGAAACCGGCUCGAUUUUUAGCAGCUUUUUCUUCUGCAACCGUCGUCUUCACCUCCACCACCAUCACCAACAUGGCGCCAUCAACCUACUUCGUGCUCCUCUGCCCCUUCUCACUCGCCAACGGCGAUCCGUAA
Colletotrichum paranaense is the source of this 411-nucleotide messenger RNA. RefSeq lists its product as uncharacterized. The transcript is spliced from 2 exons. The record is from RefSeq and is a predicted model, not a curated record. Bases 1 to 411 code for a protein of 136 amino acids. Lineage: Eukaryota; Fungi; Ascomycota; Sordariomycetes; Glomerellales; Glomerellaceae.